Molecule: messenger RNA, 1148 nt
Organism: Ilyonectria robusta
Lineage: Eukaryota; Fungi; Ascomycota; Sordariomycetes; Hypocreales; Nectriaceae
Exons: 3
Coding region: 69-1034 (321 amino acids)
Source: RefSeq, a predicted model, not a curated record
AAGGGGCUGGUGCUGAUGGAGGUGAACCCUUGGACAACUCUGCCCUACGAUUGGUUUCACUCCUGUCGAUGCUUUCCAUUAACCUUCAGCCCAUUUCUAGCGCAUUGACUCCCAGGGGUUCUCAUCAGUGUCAAGAUGAAAACGUCUUCCAUCUGCCCUUCAACAUGGGCUAUGUGGAUGACUCCUCGGUCGAUGGCCCCAUCGGUCUUGCGAUGGUAUCCUUCAUCGCCCUAUACAACGCCAUUGAGCUCAAUGUCAUCAUAUUUUUUACAUUUAAGCGGAAAAGCGGUCUUUAUUUCUGGAGCUUCUUCUUUGCUACCUGGGGCAUCUUUUUCCAUACUAUCAGUUAUCUGAUGUGGAACUUUGGCGUCCUCAAAAAUGCUGCGGCAUGGGUUACCAUCGCUGUGAUCGGCGGGGUUCCCAUGGUCACUGGCCACUCCCUCGUUCUUUAUUCACGGCUACACCUUAUCUUAUAUAAUAAGAGGAUCCUCCGUCUGGUCUUGACCAUGAUUAUUACUAACGUUUUCAUCGGCCACGUCUCUACGAUCAUUGUCGCCUACCGGGCUAUUCUGGCCCUAGAACCCAGUCCCUACGUCACCGCCUACCCGGUAUACGAGAAGAUCCAAGUGUCCCUUUUCAUCCAGGAGAUGACUAUUUCGGGCCUAUACAUUUGGUAUACCUACAAAGCCUUCCAGAUGCAAGAAGCUCUCCGUGGUGCCCAGGCCUCCAGGAUGCUAUACCAUCUCGUUGCGGUUAAUAUUCUUGUUAUCAUCCUCGACGUCGCCGUCCUCGUCCUCAAGUACAAAAACCCGUACAACUUGCAAACCGCUAUCAAGGGAAUGGUCUACUCCAUCAAGCUCAAGAUCGAAUAUCCCAUCCUUAACUCCCUCAUCAACCUUGCCAAAGCCAACGUUGGACACAGUGGCGAGCACGACACCGUCCUGGACCUUGAUCGAAAGGACCUGCUUCAUCUCGAAGACCACUCCUUAUAUCUCAGCGCCAAGGCUCUUCAACUUGAAAGAAGUUCUGAAUAAUGAAGCCGCCAGUGAUUUCCAUAGACAUUAAGGCAAGCUGUGGAAAACAGGGUUUGCACCUAGACUUACAGCAUACUUGAACGGUCCAGCGCUCCUAAUAGUGCGCACUAUUAA